CUCAGACGGCCCCGCAGGUGAAGAAGGACGAGGCCCUCUGCACCGGACUCCAGGCUCCAGGCGGCGGGCGGCGGGCGAGCGAGCGAGCGAGGGGCCCUCGGUUCCCCGCGGUCUCCGCAUGCGGCCGUGAAGCGUGAGGGGCGAGCGGGCGCAGCGAGCGACGAGAGAGGUAGAGGAGGAUGGAUGGGCUGAUGGCGAACCCCACCCUCGUCACGCUCUUUGCAGACGACGACGUCUCAAAGGAGAGCACCGACCUCGCAGUCGACGCCUCGUUGCCGGCCGGGGAGGGCGCGUUUGCAGGCAACGUCUCCCAGGCGCUGGCGAGCCCCGAGUUUGCGGAGGACGUGUCCCACGCGCAGCUCCCGCAGAACGAGUCUCCGCACGGCGGCGAGGCCACGGAGCCGCGCGCCGAGGAGGAGCCGCAGCAGCGCGUGGUGAAGAAGGGCGGCUGGCCAAAGGGGAAGAAGCGCAAGAAGACGGGACGCGACACUAACGCCCCGCGGGCGCCGCUCACGGGCUACGUGCGCUUCCUGAACGAGCGGCGGGAGCAGGUGCGCGCCGAGAACCCCGAGGUCUCCUUCCCCGAGAUCACGAGAAUGCUCGGCAACGAGUGGAGCAAGCUGCCCGCGCAGGAGAAGCAGAGGUACUUGGACGAGGCGGACAAGGACAAGGAGCGAUACAUGAAGGAGCUGGAGAAGUACCAGCAGACGGAGUCCUACAAGAUAUUCAACCGCAAGACGCACGAGAAGAAGCAGAAAAAAGAGGAACCUUGUUCUGUUAAUGGCUCGUCAAAUGAGAACGAAGACGAAUCGAGAGACAAGCUGUCGGUAUUUGACAUACCGAUUUUCACGGAAGAAUUUCUCGACCACAACAAAGCGCGGGAGGCAGAGCUGCGGCAGCUGCGCAAGACGAACACGGAGUACGAGGAGCAGAACGCGAUCCUGCAGAAGCACAUUGAGAACAUGCGCGCCGCCGUUGAGCGGCUGGAGCGCGACGUGAACGCGGAGCGCGUGCACAACCUGGCGCUGCACCAGCAUCUGGAGGCGCUGCGGCACGCGCUCACCAAUGGCUUCUCCGCCGUGCCGCUGCCCGGCUCUGGCGAGACGCCGACGCUGGAGACGAUCGACUCGUACAUGACGAAGCUGCACAACAUCAUCCUGGCGAGCCCGCAGGAGAACGAGGGCCUCCUGGCCACGGUGCGCGACGUGGUGUCCCGCCUUGACAGUGACAAGCUUUGAAAUGCAAGGGACGCUCCGACGGGCUUUUGGGGAGGGAAGAAAAGAAAGUCACAUGCUGGGUUUUCCAUGAAGCGCUCUCAUCGUGAUCUUUGAAGAGAAAGGAUGCAUUCUGGAUAUAUGUAUAAAAAUACACAACGGAAAAAUGAGAACAAAAAAAUGGCAACGGCUUAAACAAAAAAGAAAUGCUGACAGCUGCGACGACGUAUUUGCCCGUUGGCGGAAGUCGACGAUGAAAUAUCAAUGGAAUUUUCCACGGAGGACUUUUCACGGCAAAAAAAAAUAAUGUCUCGGAGAAACACCGUCGGCUCGGUCCGCUGAAGAAUUUUCAUCCGAUGACACUGGUCAACACACUUUUUCUGGCAAAAGGUAUUCCAACGGUUUGAAGGUAAUUUUGGGGUGCUGAUUCCAAAUCUGGCAUUAGUUUUUGUCUAUAACAUCAGGUUUUUGAGAUAUCAAAUAUUGCAUUUUCAAUAAAAACUGCAGAAGAAAAAUAUUAAAUAAAUGUGGAUAUCUACAUAAAAUGAUAUUAUAAACACACUAUCCUAAAAAUACAGCACCAUAUUUUAACACUAAAGCAGUCACUGACUCGCAACAACUUGCAAUCAUAAGUGACAGAGUUAAUUUCGGGUAAAAUCAAUGAAAAUGGGGUAUGCCGAUAGCAUAAAAAUGAGAUGCGAUAGAGCAAAUCUGAGAUCAGAUUUGGAAUCAGCACCCUGAAAUUAGUCUAAAACAGCUGCAAAAGUCCAGGCCAGAAAUUUUUUUUUUCGUUGACCAGUGUUAUUAGAAUCCUUGGCUUGGGGCCCGUUACCAGAGCGUGAUACUGCUGCAUCUCAUCGCAAAGCACCGCGCUCCUUGCAGCCAAUGCAGACCCAGUCGAGUCUU
Lethenteron reissneri (Far Eastern brook lamprey) is the source of this 2120-nucleotide messenger RNA. RefSeq names its product high mobility group protein 20A-like. Gene Ontology annotation, cellular component: nucleus. The record is from RefSeq and is a predicted model, not a curated record. Gene Ontology annotation, biological process: regulation of gene expression. NCBI's taxonomy places the organism in Eukaryota, Metazoa, Chordata, Hyperoartia, Petromyzontiformes, Petromyzontidae.